GGGGGGCGGGGCGCGCGGGCCCGGCCAAGGCAAGCGCCGGUGGGGCGGCGGCGCCAGAGCUGCUGGAGCGCUCGGGGUCCCCGGGCGGCGGCGGCGGCGCAGAGGAGGAGGCAGGCGGCGGCCCCGGUGGCUCUCCCCCGGACGGUGCGCGGCCCGGCCCGUCUCGCGAACUCGCGGUGGUCGCGCGGCCCCGCGCUGCUCCGACCGCGGGCCCCUCCGCCGCCGCCAUGGCUCGGCCGCUAGUGCCCAGCUCGCAGAAGGCGCUGCUGCUGGAGCUCAAGGGGCUGCAGGAAGAGCCGGUCGAGGGAUUCCGCGUGACACUGGUGGACGAGGGCGAUCUAUACAACUGGGAGGUGGCCAUCUUCGGGCCCCCCAACACCUACUACGAGGGGGGCUACUUCAAGGCGCGCCUCAAGUUCCCCAUCGACUACCCAUACUCUCCACCGGCCUUUCGGUUCCUGACCAAGAUGUGGCACCCUAACAUCUAUGAGACGGGGGACGUGUGUAUCUCCAUCCUCCACCCGCCGGUGGACGACCCCCAGAGCGGGGAGCUGCCCUCAGAGAGGUGGAACCCCACGCAGAACGUCAGGACCAUUCUCCUGAGUGUGAUCUCCCUCCUGAAUGAGCCCAACACCUUCUCGCCCGCCAACGUGGACGCCUCCGUGAUGUACAGGAAGUGGAAAGAGAGCAAGGGGAAGGAUCGGGAGUACACAGACAUCAUCCGGACCCAGGAGCAUCCAGGACACCUUCCGUCCUGCACUCGCUGGUACCUGCUGUCAUGGGGUCAUCUCGGGGCAGCAUCCCGGUGCUGGGCGGUCUCGGCUCUGAGCAGCCAUGGUGGGCGGGCCCCGUGCGGCCUCCUGGGAAGUGGCCUGCAAGCACCUGCUGGCCUCUGGAGGUCACAGGGUAGCUGCCCUGGCCGUCCCUCUGUGCAGAUGUCCUCGGUGGCUCUGGUCCGGUCGUGUCACCUGGCCCAGGUGGCUGGCUCCUUGGCCCAGUUCUUCCCGGCCACCUCCCUGAGGCACCACCCCCUUGAGAUCCCAUCACAGAAAUAAAAGCCACACUAUUUUUAUCCCUCAAAACUCCCUGCGGGCCAAUUCACAUGUGCCAUGUGGACUCUGCUGUGGUCGCCGUUUCUGCCUGUUUUUUCAUCUGUGUGCGUGUUGGCCUCGUGGCAGCCCAAGUCCCGCUGAGCUGUGUCGGGCAGGCUGCCGUGGAGCCCGGCUUGGUCAGGGAUGUUGGUCUUGCUGAAGAGCACCGCCAGACGGUCCUCCAGCUCAUGCUGGCGGUGUGCCGGCGGCACCUCCACGGCGCAGGUCAGUUCCCACCCUGGCCUUCCCCUGCGUCUCCCCAUGGCCGCCACCUCUGCAGUGCCGUCCCCGGGGCACCGUCACCCCCCCAGCCCGUCCACCCUGGCCCUCCCCUGCGUCUCCCCACUGCUGCCACCUGGGCAGUGCCGUCCCCGGGGCACUGUCAGUUACCCCCCCAGCCCGUCGGAGAGCUUGGGAAGCAAAGCUUGGCAUCCACUGGGUCCCGCCACCCAGGGACGUCCCUGAGGCCAGACGCCUGCCCUCCACGCGUCAUGCAUCCCCAUAAAAAGCACUGGGCUUGUGGGCUGGGCUUGGGGCUGUCUGUCCGCUCCCUGGUGCCCUCCCAUGCAGGCACUGUGGGACCCGCACACCCUGGUAGCAGCCAGCCCCAGAGCCCAGAGCCGUGCCUGGUCGGUGAUAGGGGCUCGAGCCCAUUGCCUGCGGCUGCAGCCUCGUUCCUGUUUUCCGUCAAAUGGGGUCAGCGUGCCGCCCGGCCCUGCUGUGCCACCCCCGGAAGCCCCUUUGCUUCCAGUCCUGGGGGGACAUUCUUGACGCGUGUCCUGGAGGUGGAGCCGGUGGCAGGUUCCUCGUAGGUCCUGGUGUGCGCAGUGCAGCCCCUCAUAGGGCCGGGUGUACACGGUGCCCUCCAGGAAGUUUGAGCUAACUUGUCCUCCCUUCCUGCCAGAGGCUGGGAUGGCCAGGCCCCCAGGUUUAGAAUCCAGAGGCCGGGGUGGCCAGGCCCCCCCAGGUUUAGAAUCCGGAGGCCGGGGUGGCCAGGCCCCCCAGGUUUAGAAUCCGGAGGCCGGGGUGGCCAGGCCCCCAGGUUUAGAAUCCAGAGGCCGGGGUGGCCAGGCCCCCCGGGUUUAGAAUCCUGCUGAGGCCGGGGUGGCCAGGCCCCCGGAUUUAGAAUCCUGGUGAGGCCGGGAUGGCCAGGCCCCCCAGGUUUAGAAUGCAGAGGCCGGGGUGGCCAGGCCCCCGGGUUUAGAAUCCUGCUGAGGCCGGGGUGGCCAGGCCCCCGGGUUUAGAAUCCUGCUGAGGCCGGGGUGGCCAGGCCCCCAGGUUUAGAAUCCUGCUGAGGCCACGGAGAGGCUCAGGCCGUUUUUGCGUUUCCCAUCUCACCUGUGCUGGUUCCCGUCUCCAGGGAUGGUCCUGCCUCCUGUCCUUGGGCCCUCCCAGCUGCUUCCUUUGCUCCUGCGCUGAGGAAGGCUUUUGCCCCCGAGUAGGGCAGCAUGGGCCCUCCCUGUUGCCGGCAUCGUUAUUUUCUCCCAGCUCCUGAUGGGUCCCUGUGGGGUGUGCUUCGGGGCGGGGCAGGUGGGUGUGACUGCACUGCGCCCGUCCAGCCUCCCACCCGCACCUCCUGCCCUUCCCGAGCCCCCUCCUCUGUCAUUUCUCACCCUGGAGUUCCUCAC
Messenger RNA from Pan troglodytes (chimpanzee), 2719 nucleotides. RefSeq names its product cell division cycle 34, ubiqiutin conjugating enzyme (gene CDC34). NCBI's taxonomy places the organism in Eukaryota, Metazoa, Chordata, Mammalia, Primates, Hominidae. Bases 228 to 1055 code for a protein of 275 amino acids. The transcript is spliced from 5 exons. The record is from RefSeq and is a predicted model, not a curated record.